CUCUCGCACCUCACCCUUUGUGAGUGUGGUCAGAUAUGCAGAGCCUAGAGGUGGAACCACAUGGCGCCGAGGACAAGGUCGGCAGGGCGGCGUUUGGGUCGUGGCGUGCCCAGAGCAGGUUCCUGGUCGGACAUACCUGCGCCACGGUCUGCUCGUCCAAGCUCAACUACUGCUUGGGAUUUUCGGCAUGUAUGUUGGUGGUCUUUGUCUCGGCGGUUGUCAUGUCGGUCCUCUCUAAUGCACCUGUCGUCUUUCUCCGCCUCUCUGAGGCAGAGGUGGGAGAGAUUGAUCUGCAGCUGGUCUCGGCGGGCUGGACUGGCGCAUCGCUGCUCAACUACACCACAGUCAAGGAAGACUCGCUGAGCUCUGCCAUCGGCGAAGCGUACACCUUUCACUCGCCACGAGUCAAGUUCCAGGCCGACAUCAUGGCCCUCUCCGACUGCCACCCACGUGCUGCUGCUGCCGCAGCUGCCAGCGCCCGCCAUCCGUUUCCCUCGCAGUGGAGCUACGAGCCGAGCUCGCUCACCGCCCCAGUCUGCAACGACGAAGCCAUCGAAGCCAUCGAUCCCGGGCGCAAGCCCGGGCCCGACGGCGUUGUCCGGCGCGAUCCGGCCAAGACCUGUCUCCAGGUCCUCUGCUCGUCCGAGUACACCCCGCUCACCCAGGCCUCUGUCUACGCCAUUGACUCGGCGGCCGAGGUGCGGAUGGGGCUUGGACGUGCGUACACCUUUGGCGUCAUUCCGCCGUCGUCGGUCCUCCUCCACAAGAACCUCGCCACCAUCCUCGGCGUGAGUGUUGGCGACACCACGUACGUCUCGCUCUCGGUCCGGACCCAGGCGCAGCCCAACUCGGUCUUCCGCCACUUUUUUCAGACUCUUGUCGACGACGACACCGCCGCCCGAGACGCCUUUCUCAACUCGACGGCGUACACCAACGCUUCGGAGCCGUGGACCUCGUCCGAUCUCGCGAACGCCUUUCCCUACGCCGAGGGCAAGUACCGCCUCCCGUGGGCCUUCCGCAUCAACCUCCCGCUCACCGUCGCCGGCAUUCUCCCGUCGUCGCUCGGCAAGUUUGCGGCGUCAGACACACAAGCUGCGCUUGUCGAACUCGGCACACUUGCCACAGCGCUCGCUGACGCGCUCAACGCCAACACCACCGAGCUUCAGGAUGUGCGCUCCAUGCUGGGCGCCUCCAGCAUGGCCGAGUUUGCGUCGGAGAUCAACGUCAACCUCCCGCCGCCGCGCAUCGACCCGUACCUCUCGUCCGACUUUGACACCAUCCAGAAGAACGUGCUUCGCUUCACGUCCAAGGUUGUCUACGCGCUCGGCUUCAACCAACUCGACGCCGACGAGCCAAUUGUUGAGAAUCUGCGGGCAACUCGUUUCUUCUCGCUCUUCCUCGGCCUCAUCCUCAACAUUGUCAUCUUUAUUCUCUCGGGCCUUUCAGUUCUCCUCAUUUACUCGCUGCUCAUGGUCAAUGUGGAGACGCGGACGUUCGAGAUGGGCACCAUGCGCAUGCUCGGCAUGACCAAGGCCGGUGUCGUCCAGCUCUUUCUCCUGCAGGCCUUUGCCUACGCCCUUCCCGCCUAUGUCGUCGGCAUGGGCGUCUCGCAGCUCGCCUUUUACCUCCUUGCCAACCUCUUCGAGUCGUCGACCGACGUCUCCAUCUCGCCGUGGCUCUCGCCGGCAGGCAUCAUCCUCGCCACCGUCCUCGGUCUCACCAUUCCGGUCAUUUCGGCACUGGCGCCCAUCCGCACCGCCCUCGGCGUCUCGCUCGUCGCUGCUCUCCAGGUCUCCCGCUCCAAGCAGUCUGCGGUCAAGAUCUCGCUCGAGCGCAACGAGGACGGCAAGGUCUCGUGGGCACUGGUUGUCACAGGCUCCACCCUUGCUGUCUUUGGCUUCCUCGUCUACUACCUCCUCCCGCUCGCGCUGCUCUCGUUCAACCUCACCCUCCUCCUCAACAUCUUCUUUGGUCUCCUCAUCGGCAUGCUCCUCGGCCUCGCCCUCCUCGCGCUCAACUUUCAGCACAUGAUCGAGCGCCUCCUGGUCUUUUCCUCCUCUCGUGGUGGGAGUCGUCGGCCGUCACCGUUGUCGUCGUCAAGAACCUCAUCGCCCACAAGCUGCGCAACCGCAAGACGACCCUCAUGUACUCGGUCUCGCUCGCCGUCAUCAUCUUUAUCUCGGUCUCGUUCUCGCUUCAAAUCCAGACCUUUGUCUACUCGGUCCGCCAGGCCCGCGGCGCCCGCAUGACGGUCGAUGCGCCGCAGGUUGACCGCCUCGGUGAGCUCGAGAUCAUCCUCGAGGCCUCGCCUAUUGUCCGUGACUGGGCCUACUCCUCGGUAGCCCUUCACGACGCGAAGGUCUACCUCGACCAGACCAAAGUCACCAAUCUAGGCCGGGUAUUCGAGGCAGAGACUGAUGUCUACGCAGUCUCGCCCAACUUUUACGACGUUGUCUUUGACGGUUUCCUCAACGUCGGCACCGUCCGCAAUGGCUACAAGCGCCAGUCGCUCUCGGAGCUGCUACACACGCCCGCCGGCUCCGGCAUGGCCCUCGCUCCGACCACUUACCGCCAGUCGCUUGCCUUUUCCUCCAUCGGCGACGCCUGGUCGCUCCUCUGCCAGUUCAUCACGCCUGUCGGCGACGCCGAGUACCGGCUCCAGCUCCGGACGCUCGCAUUUGUCGACUCGUCGCCAGUCUUCCGCUUCUCCAAGUUCCCCAGCGUUGCCGGCCUCGACAUCAUCGUCUCGUUUCCGACCUUCCGCCGUCUGCUCGAGCAGAUCGGCGGUGACGAGGCCAACUCGGUCUCACUUGACGACGUGCCCAUCGAAACGGUGUACCUCUCCAUCUCAGAGAACGUCGGCGACGACGAGCUCGACCAGUUGCUCUUUGACCUGCGCAAUUUUGACGUUUCAGACCUGCGCUCUGAAGUCGACGCCCUCGACGCUGCCGAGCUGGUCCUCAACUACUUUUUCAUCUUUACCACCGUCAUGGCCAUGUGGAUCUCGUACUUUUCGCUGGUCUCGUCCAUGGCCUCCAACAUCUACGAGUCGUCCAAGGAAAUUGCCGUCCUUCGUGCCCUCGGCGCCACCCGCGGCCAGGUCCGGCGCAUUUACGUUUACGAAGCCUUUGUCCUCGUGCUCUCCGCCGCGCUGACCGGCGUCUUCAUUGGCACCUUUGUCGGGUGGACCAUGCUCCUCCAGCGCACACUCUUUGUCCAGCUCCCGGUCCCGUUUGUCUUUCCUACCACCAUCCUCAUCGUUGUCUUUGUUGUCGCCAUCCUCUCCGCGCUUUCAGCCGCGGCACUCCCGGCCACCCGCCUUCUCCGCAAGUCGAUUGUUGAGAUCAUGCGCAUGCAGUGAGCAGGAGCCAUCUACAGCUCGGCUACAACAAUCCGGGAUCGUUCCGCCUGCGGCAGUGCCUGCUGCGUGGCAGUCACGAGUUCACAGCCUGCGUCGACCACAAUCGUCUGUGGAUACGCCUUGCUGCUCAGCACCAUGCCCAACAUUGUCCUGUGCACCACCUCGUCGGAUCCAGCGACGAGCGGAUUGUCGCGGACGUCGAGCCGGAUGAGGUUGGGCGGGAGGCGGGCGAGGAGGUCCGGAAGCGAGCACAGCUCGUUGCCCGAGAUGUCAAGCGCUGUCACGCUCUCGGCACGCUGCAGCAGCGGCGCAAGCGCGGCUAGCCCGCGCCCGUCGAGUCGAUUGCUGGCAAGGUCGAGCGUGUGGAGUGUGUGCGGGAGCUCGAGCCCUGACCCGAGCUCCUCAAAGGCACGCUCGUCGGCGUCGGUGGCACUCCUGCCAAACGGUGGGGUGAAGCUCGGGGCCAACCCUGGAAGCCGCAGCGUGUUGAGUGCGGCCAGGCCCGAAUCGGUGCCCGCUGCAGCAGCGAGAAGAGUCUGGAGCGCGUUGCCCAGACCCAAGACGUUAAAGCCAGCGGCGAGACUGA
This is a messenger RNA of Thecamonas trahens ATCC 50062, 3947 nucleotides long. RefSeq lists its product as uncharacterized. The transcript has a single exon. Bases 36 to 2249 code for a protein of 737 amino acids. Lineage: Eukaryota; Apusomonadida; Apusomonadidae. The record is from RefSeq and is a predicted model, not a curated record. Gene Ontology annotation, cellular component: membrane.